Molecule: messenger RNA, 590 nt
Organism: Phyllostomus hastatus (greater spear-nosed bat)
Lineage: Eukaryota; Metazoa; Chordata; Mammalia; Chiroptera; Phyllostomidae
Product: histone H2AX
Exons: 1
Coding region: 84-515 (143 amino acids)
Biological process (GO): DNA damage response
Cellular component (GO): nucleosome
Molecular function (GO): DNA binding; structural constituent of chromatin; protein heterodimerization activity
Source: RefSeq, a predicted model, not a curated record
CGUUCGCGGCAGCAGUUAGACUGCAGCGAGCGGCUGGGUGUUGACGUUGUCAAGGCUGUCAAGGCUCUCUUAACUCGCGCACUAUGUCUGGUCGCGGCAAGACGGGAGGCAAGGCCCGUGCCAAAGCCAAGUCGCGCUCAUCGCGCGCAGGCCUUCAAUUCCCAGUAGGCCGUGUUCAUCGGUUGCUGCGGAAGGGCCAUUACGCCGAGAGAGUGGGGGCCGGUGCGCCUGUGUACCUGGCGGCGGUGCUCGAGUACCUCACCGCGGAGAUCCUGGAGCUGGCGGGCAACGCGGCCCGCGACAACAAGAAGACACGCAUCAUCCCCCGUCACCUGCAGCUGGCCAUCCGCAACGACGAGGAACUCAACAAGCUACUGGGCGGCGUGACAAUCGCCCAAGGAGGCGUCCUGCCCAACAUCCAGGCCGUGCUGCUGCCCAAGAAAACCAGUGCCACCGUAGGGCCGAAAGCGCCGGCGGGCGGCAAGAAGGCCACUCAGGCCUCUCAGGAGUACUGAGCGGCGCCUGCUCUGCCCCCGCGGGAGCCCGAGCCAACCUGUGCUACCACAAAGGCCCUUUUAAGGGCCACCACA